AUGAAGAUAUUGAAGAAACACAAGUUCGAAAUGCCAAAGCACGAUCUGUUAAAGAGGGGAAAAAGAAAGCUACAUCAAGUGUUCAUCCUUUCUUUACAAAAGUUCUAUGAUGCAUGUAUACCUAUGAAUGCUUGUAACUCUCCAUAUUUUCAACAUAUGAUAGAUAAAAUAACAAGUAUUGGUUAUGGGUACAAAGCACCUAAUUAUCAUGCUCCGAGGGUAAACUUAUUGUCAAAUGCAAAGAAAUCUGUUUCAUUGUUAAUUGAUUCAUAUAGAAGGAUAUCAUUUCUUAAAUCUAUUGAUGCAUCUGAUAUAGAGAGCAAUGCAUUGAAUUUGUGUAAUUUGUUUGCUGAGAUUGUUGAGAUGGUAGGACAAAAGAAUGUGGUACAAAUUGUUACUGACAAUGCUGCCAAUUACAAACUUGCUGAGUUUAAGAAGAUGUUAAAAGUGGGAAAUGCGGUUGAAUGCAAAGAAAUUGUCUUGAACAAAAAAUUUUGGAAAAAUUGUUUGAUUACGGUGAAAGUGAUGACUCCUUUGUUAAGGCUUUUGCGGUUAUGUGAUUCGGAUGAAAAACCUGCAUUGGGUUAUGUUUAUGAGGGACUGCAUCGCGCAAGGAGAGAGUAUGAUCGUGAGAAUCUUUGUUCAAAAAGAGAGAUAUCUCAAGGCGUUCUUGAUAUGGUUGAGAAGAAUUUUUCUGGUAGCGGCAUUAUUGAUCUUACAAUGUCUCUAGGAAAGUUUCGUGACAGUGAAGGUACUUUUGGUAGACCUAGUGCCAUUGCUUCUCGUACAAGUACACGUCCAGAUGAGUGGUGGAAGUUAUUUGGUGGGGAUACGCCUAUGUUGCAAAAGUUUGCAAUUAGAAUUUUAAGUCAAACCGCAUCUUCUUCCGGUUGUGAACGUAACUGGAGUGUCUUUGAAAGGAUUCACACAAAAAGGAGAAAUAGGUUGGAACAUCAAAGGCUUAAUGAUCUUGUAUUUGUGCACUACAACUUAUGUUUACAAAAUAGACUCAGGGUUGAUAAAAGAUCUUAUGAUCCUAUUGACUAUGAAUGUAUUGAUAAGAUGGAAUUUUGGAUGGUAGAAGAAGAGUCAAAUGGAGAACUUGAUUAA
Molecule: messenger RNA, 1110 nt
Organism: Lactuca sativa (garden lettuce)
Lineage: Eukaryota; Viridiplantae; Streptophyta; Magnoliopsida; Asterales; Asteraceae
Molecular function (GO): protein dimerization activity
Source: RefSeq, a predicted model, not a curated record